Penaeus chinensis is the source of this 4138-nucleotide messenger RNA. Its product is annotated as cardiomyopathy-associated protein 5-like. The transcript has 10 exons. Gene Ontology annotation, cellular component: plasma membrane. NCBI's taxonomy places the organism in Eukaryota, Metazoa, Arthropoda, Malacostraca, Decapoda, Penaeidae. Gene Ontology annotation, biological process: non-canonical Wnt signaling pathway; canonical Wnt signaling pathway. Bases 313 to 3036 code for a protein of 907 amino acids. Gene Ontology annotation, molecular function: Wnt-protein binding; Wnt receptor activity. The record is from RefSeq and is a predicted model, not a curated record.
GAGCGAGCGAGCGUCGCCAGGUAGACAGUCGGCGGCAAGAGAGCGAGUCGAACGCACGCACGAUAGUCGCUCCAGUCAGCUCCUUUCCCUCGCACGCUCGCACAUCCCUCUAAGGGGAAACAAGGGAGAGAGAAAAGAGAGACAGAGAGACCGUACUUUGCCGGACAGUGCAUUAUUAUUGCUGUGUUCUCGUGAAACUACUUUUUUUUUUUCCUGAUUAAGUAAAGGAAAGGUGUCCGUUUGAUCGUAUUUGGAGAAUUUCGAAUUGAUUUUUUGAUUUCCUCGUCGUCCGAAGAAAAGACCGGCGUCACUAUGGGUGGAGGAUCUGGAAACAAAGGAGGAUACAAGGGCGACGACGCCGAGGACAUGUGCGGGAAUACCCUGGAGCCCGAUCCUCGCUACGACUCGUGCUGCUCCAACAUCUUCCGGCCGGGGAAAGUGCUCAGGGACAUCAUCAAGGGCCUCCUGGUGGUGUUGGGCAUCGCCGUCGUCAUCGCCGUCGUGUUUGUUAUCAUCUUCUACGUCGUCCCAGGCAAGGAGGGCGAGGAGUCCGUCCUGACCCUGAAGGAGAGCGCCAUCGUAGGCGGCCCCGUCGAGCACGAAGUCCAUGGCAACGGCAUCAAUGAGGUCGAAUUUACCGACAAUACUCGAUACGACGUCGCUCCCAGCCUGGAGAAAAUCCGGGAGGAGGAGGACGUGGACAUGCAUGUCGGCCACGACCAUGAGCAUGACCAUGAGCACGACCAUGAGCACGACCAUGAGCACGCGGACCACGACCAUGAUCACGCCCACCACGACCACGCCCACCACGACCACGCCCACCACGAGCAGCCGUCCGCCGAGCCCGAGCCGGCGUCAGAGCCCGAGCCGGAGCCAGAAGCCACCCCUGAGCCCGAGGCCGAGCCCGAGCCGGCGUCAGAGCCCGAGCCCGAGCCGACGGCUGAGCCCGAGCCUAUGGGUAAGGAAGAGUCGACCCAGGGCGCCCACGAGGCCCGCCACCAUGAGCACUCGGAGGGAGAGUCGGGUCACGAGCACUUGCAUGAGGGACAUGACAUGGCCCACGGUCAUACUCACCGUCACGAUGAUAGGACUCAUGAUCUCGCUCACGCCGAAGGUGACAUGACUCAUGAUCACACUCACGAUGAAGGUGACAUGACUCAUGACCACACUCACGCCGAAGGUGACAUGACUCAUGAUCACACUCACGAUGAAGGUGACAUGACUCAUGACCACACUCACGAUGAAGGUGACAUGACUCAUGAUCACACUCACGCCGAAGGUGACAUGACUCAUGACCACACUCACGCCGAAGGUGACAUGACUCAUGACCACACUCACGAUGAAGGUGACAUGACUCAUGAUCACACUCACGCCGAAGGAGACAUGACUCAUGAUCAUAAUAGCGAAAUUGGCCAUGAACACGUGCAUGCCGAGAGGGGCCAUGACCAGACAGUCCCUACCGCCCACGAGAGUCCCGAGGCCACGCCCUCAGUCGCCGCCCCCACCGAGAAGACCAUCGUGUCCGUGACCAGCACAGGCGCCGGAACCAGGGUCGAGGUCAAGUCGUCCGAAUCCGAGGUCAGCCACGUGCCCUCGACCAGCAUGCCGCCGCUCCUCGACGUCUUGGGUCCCCAGGCCGCGUCCGCCGAGGACACGCACGGAAGUUGCCGUCCUCGCAGCCUGGAGAUGUGCAGCGACUUGCCCUACGCCCUCACUUCCCUCCCGAACUGGGCCAAUGACAAAACAGACUACGAACUUCACAACGCGUCUCUGCCGUUCUUUAGAGACGUCAUCGUGAGGUCGAGCUGUUCCCCGCGGGCCCGAGAGUACUCCUGUGCCAUCUUGGAACCCUCGUGUGAUGCCAACGGUGCCAUUAUUCCUCCGUGCCGAACCUUCUGCCGAUCUGUGGCUUCAACGUGCCAGGAAUUCGUCAUAAAAGGUUUUGGUUUGAGUGACGUGUUCAACUGCGAUAACUUCCCCGACUCGACCGACCCCGCUGUGUGCUUCGAUGCCACUCAAGAACCUUGUCUUGGUUUGGAGCACCGCUGUGGAGACGGCAAAUGUGUGGCGAAGAGGCUAGUCUGUGACGGAAUCUCGGACUGUGUUGACCAGUCAGAUGAGGCUACAUGUCCUGGCCGUCUUCCAGCUCCUGUCGGCGACGCAGCAACAGCAGCAUCGGACAACACCUUCCAGCACCUCCCCAACCCAGAGGACUUCCGAACUGGCGGGCGGGAAUUACCAUUUGAAGAUUAUACAACCUUAGACACCCCCGAUGCCGUUUUAGAAGGACAAGUCCCCCCAGCCGAUGACUAUCCUGUCUAUAACGAUUACUCUGUCACCGAGGACUACCCCGAAGGUCCUCAGGAUUACGUAACCGACAACUUCGAUUACACGGAGGUCGUUGACAGUUCCGCGGUGACUCUCCCCCCUGUGGACGAGUUCGAGGGCCGUGUUGACGCUGCGAAUGAGUCUCUGACCGUUGAUGAAGACUCAUUCCAUCAAGACUUUGUAGACAUUAACACUGAGUCUGCCCCCGCGGAAGCCUUCAUGCCGACAGAGGAGCCAAUCACGUCAGAAGCCCAGGACUUUGUUGCCGAAGGAGACUUUAUCUCUACCGACGGUCCGGUUCUGAUCUGUGACCAUGAAAAGUUCCUGUGCCAGAAUGGCUUCGACUGCGUGGACUUGGCGGCUGUUUGUGAUGGUCUCCAGCAAUGUAGUGAUGGAUCUGAUGAAGCCAAUUGUACCAGUAUCGGACUCUCCUCGUCAACAACCCCUGCCUCAGAAACCCCAGAACCCCAGACUUCCUUCCCUGGCGAAGAAGUGGCAACUACCAUUCCCGAGUACGCGACGGAGGACGCUGUGACAGAAGGGGCAGUGGAGGAGACGACGUUCUUCACAACGGCACCUGAAACCUGUCCCGAGCUGGUGUGCUUGGAUGGAACCUGUCUCGCCAUUUCUCAGCUUAAUGAUGGUGUCAAUGACUGUCCCGAUGGCACAGAUGAGCAGAACUUUUCAGAACUGAUUUCUAUCACUUAAGGCAUAGUAGGAGAGUUUGUGUGCAUACCUUAUAAAUGUUUGUAUUCCAACCGUAAUAUCAGUUGCAGCUUCCAUUCAUAGAAAUACGAAAGGUAUAGAUGUUAUUUUUUUUGCAGCAGCAGCUUCAUUAAAUUGUUGAUAAAUAUUUAACUUUUCCUAUUACGUCAAAAAUAUGUCAUUUUGAAUAGAACUGUCAAAUAUUUGGUACUUUUCUCUUAAUUGUUAAUACCGAUAUUGUGAAAGAGAUGGCCAAAUUAUUCAAUAUUCCAGUCUGUCUGGUUGUUGCCACAAUUGUUGUGAAGCCAGUCCGUCCGUACCGGUCAGUUAGUCAGUAAUUUUUCUGUAUAUGUGAAUAUCCCUUUUAACUUUUAACCUGUUUCACCCUAUAUUUUAUAUUCUUUUAAUCUUGAAUUAUCCUUUUGUAUAUAGUGUAAUUACUAAUUUUCUACUCGUUUCUGGCAUUCUUUGAAGUAUGUUCUUAACAACCACAAGGUUCGUUACUUUCCAUUUAUUCCGUCCAAUUUAUUUUUAUGACCAGAGGAGCCAAUGGCAAGGGUCUUAAAGAGGAGAGUUGUGAAAAAAAAACUUUUUUUUUAGGUUGUUCAAUACCAUUAAAAUAUUUAUUGCAUUUCUAAUUUAUAGUUUAUUUACAUUUCCAAUUUCUGUUGCAUUGAUUAUAGAUUCUGAAAGCAAGACUAUGUCCUUUUCACAAUGUCAAAAACCUUAUUAUAAAUUUAAGAGAUCUGAAAUGUGAAUUCACAUCUCUGCACCUUCAGAUGGUCAUGCAUUUUGUAACAUCUCUCUCAAGCAGCUUUCAAUAUACCUGGAAGUCCCUUGCUCAUGAAUUAAUGCACUAUCAGCUCUUAAAUGUGUUUGUGAGAAUGCAAAUUAUUGUCAGUGAUUGUGUGCAUCUGAAGAAUGUAUGUGAACUGAAUGUGUCAUUAUUAGUGUCGUAUUUUAUUACCAAUUUUCCACACAAAGUGAAUGUAGAUAUUUUGACAUGUUUAAUAGUCUCAAUCUUCCAUGCAAUCUGAAAGGUAGCUAUAUAUAUGAAUAUAUGUAUGGAUGUCUCUUUUAUUAAAUAAAAUGUUCCAUGAUGAAA